AUGCUCACCUCGUCCCAGACCUUUGCAGUGUGCAACGACGAGCAGCGGGCCGCGGGCAUGGAGCUCGCCAAGAAGCUGCACGCCGGCGCCGCCUUGCGGGCGUCCCCUUGCGACUUGUGGCCCUACCUCCGCGGCCGCACCCUCUGGCUGAUAGGAGACUCCCACACCAAGCAGCUGUUCAAGGCGCUGCAGUGCUUCAUGUUUGACUUUUGGGACGGCAAGGACUGCAAGAGCAAGUGCUUGCACCUGAUGGGCAAUACCAGGGUGUGCCGCGUCCAGUCAGUGCUGGGGUCAAGCCUGCUCAACAACCCCCAGGUGGGCGGUGGCGGCGUCCUAAACCUGCUCCGGGACAAGGGCAUGGCCAAGCCCAGCGACAUUUUCGUAAUCCAGUUUGGCACCUGGCACAUGCUGGAGGGCCCCGCGGGGCUGGACAAGUUCAAGGCGGCGGUCAAGGCCCUUGGGGAGGAUUACCAGAAGACAAAAGGCAAGUGGCCCCACGUGAUGUACAGAGAGACCCCCAUGACUCACGACAAGGACACGAGCAAAAAGAUAUGCCGAGCAGCACCCAGUGGCUGGGGGUUGAACUACACAUCCGGCGAGCUGUUUGUCAACGCCAACGCCCGCUCUGCCGCCGCCGCCCUCAUGGCGCGCGGCGGCGUCCUCAACGCACCCGCGAGGGACAUCCUGUCGCAGUACGGGCUGCCCGUCCUGGGGGGCUACGCCUACAGCGUUCCACUGCACGUCGCGCACCCGGCCACACGGGCGACUUCGGAGCUAGACUGCCUCCACUACUGCGGGCUCGGGCUCCCUGAGUUGAUCGUGUACGAGUUGGCGCGCGAGCUUAAGCGCGGCAUCGCGGGCAUCAAGGUUCAGCCGCAGGUGCCGCCCAGCCAGCGCGCCGCCUGCAAUGCCGCCCCCAGCUGGCUGUGA
Molecule: messenger RNA, 930 nt
Organism: Monoraphidium neglectum
Lineage: Eukaryota; Viridiplantae; Chlorophyta; Chlorophyceae; Sphaeropleales; Selenastraceae
Exons: 9
Coding region: 1-930 (309 amino acids)
Source: RefSeq, a predicted model, not a curated record